Molecule: messenger RNA, 3809 nt
Organism: Malurus melanocephalus (red-backed fairy wren)
Lineage: Eukaryota; Metazoa; Chordata; Aves; Passeriformes; Maluridae
Gene: CFAP61
Product: cilia and flagella associated protein 61
Exons: 26
Coding region: 14-3697 (1227 amino acids)
Source: RefSeq, a predicted model, not a curated record
UGCUGGAGCAGUAAUGUUUCCUUUGAUUUUCAGGACAGCUUGUAGGAUGGCUACAGUAACCUCGUCAAGGGGAGAUACAGAAGUGGUCACUGUCAGAAGGACAGAGUUACACGAUAUCCCAAGCAUUAUUGGCCUCUUCAGCCCUAUUACAGAAGACCUCUUUGGAAGGAUUGAUGUCACAUACCUUUUAGAUAUAUCAAACCUUGCUUUGACACUCUGCAAUGAGAAGAAUGAGGUUAUAGCCCAUGCUGCCUUUCUGGACUAUCCAAACUGGAAUAUCACUGAUCAGGCCGAAUGGGAACCAUUCCUGCAUCAAAACUACACUGACAAUAAGUGCACUCCUUUGAACACGCUGUUUGUGCAUCUCUUUGUGGCAAAGGAAGAAUACACAGCUGGAUGUUCCCAAGAAAUUGUUAGGAGAGUUUUCAUCUUACUACCAGAACUGCAGUUUAUUCUUCUCUUCAUACCACCUGAGGAUGACUUAGAGAUAGACAUGGGGGCUGUCUUUGAAAGGAUGAUGCCUGCUCCAGGAUCACCCAUGGAUAGAGGCUUUACCUUGCUGGUGUGCCCCAGGCAUCGGUGUCACCCACGGCUGCACGUGCGCCAAGCGAGCAUGGAAGAUUAUGAUGAUCUCAUGCAAAUCUGGACACCUCAAAGUGAGGCUCUGAAGGAAAUCUAUGGCGAAUAUCUUCUUGUUGAUCUCCUAGAACUUGAUGAUGAAGAAAAUCAGUCAGCUGUUUGUGAGGUUGGUGGCACUGCAGUAGGAUUCAUGAAUUUAUGUUCUCAAGUGAAUGUUUCCUUGUUUCAAGAAUGUUUUGAUUUAGGACCUUUCCAUGGGCUCUGUAAACCACCUCCUGAGGACAUUCUUGAAGUGCCACAGAAGCCAAGUGUUCAAGGAGAUGAAGAUGAAAGCAACCAAACAAGUGCAAAGCCAGAGCCUGUUWCAUCUCAAAACAUGGGACGUGUUCCUGGUGCAGAUGCAUCUGUGCAGAGAGACAGAGCUGUGACUGUUUCCCAGACUAAACUGCCAGCAGGUGAUGUCAGCAACAUAGGCUCUGAAGGCUCAGCAGGACCUGGCCUAGAGACUGAUGGGGAAGGGGAUUUGCACCCUGUGAAUGGAGGAGCUUCAAAUGCUUUCUAUAUCCGUCUGUUUUGUAUUGAUGAGAAGUAUGAGACUAGGUCACUGGAUUUUUUGCGUUAUGCUUUCAGCGUUUUCCCGGACAGAGACUUGUGUGUCAUCCUGGUGCCACAUCAUAUCCCGGAGUUCCCCCUGAUCCGGAGUUUUGUUCGGACUGUCCCUUCCUGCACGUCCAGGCUGGGUCGGGAGCUGUACGUGUUCCACCGGGCAGGAUUGCUCACGUCGUUUAAUGUCAGAAAAGCAACAACCAAUGACCUACAGGGUGUCCAAAUGCUUGUUGAAACUCUUAACUUGAGUGAAGUGAUAUGGAAUGACUCAAAGAUAUUCACUGAGGCUCGCAGGGAACCAGAUGGGAUGCCAGUACAGGCUUUUGUAGCAGAAGUUUUGGAUCAAAUCGUUGGUGUUUCUAUCACUAGGGAUGAAAUGGAUAUUGAGUAUAUUCGAUCACAUUACAACAUUGAGGACUUCAUUCAUUUUAAUCAUUACCAGCAAGAGGAGCAUGGACAUCUUUGCCACUUUGUCUUAAAUCCUGCUUUUCAUCACUAUACAAAAUACUUUCUAAAGGAGAUUCUUCGCUUGGCUCACAAAUCUUCUCUUUACUACCCUAUUUAUCCAGAAUAUGUGGAGGGCAAGUUUCAACGUCCCUGUGCCCAUUCCCUGACAUCUGCCCUUCAUUACAUGGUUCCCGUGCGGCCGAGACGACAGAUUGUCUAUCCUCUGGAAGAGCUUGGCGUGAACGCUCCGUCGGAGCAGGUCUCCAAGGAUCAGCUGAAUUAUUCUUUGAAUCACACAAAUCGGAAGCUGGUGCUGGAAUCUAAAGUGUGUAUCAACACUAGRAUUGUGGUGGUUGGUGCAUCUGAUGUUGGAAUCUCUUUUCUGGAAACAUUGGUUUUUUGGCCAGGUCUGAAGUUCAACAACCUGAUCUUGAUUUCCAUUCAUGGCCUUCCAGGAAAAGACCCACAGAGCUCCAAGUAUAGAAGAUUUUUAAUUAACAGCCACUGUUUUAAUGAUGAAGAUUAUGCACAGAUGUCACUUUGUUCCUGGGUUAAUGUUGUGGUUGGUAAAAUGACUGGCAUAAACCGCACUGCCAAAUACGUCGUUGUUUCCAAGGAGGACAUAGUGCCGUACGAUUACCUGGUUCUGUGCACAGGACAGAGCUACCAGGCCUUGGCUCCCACAGAAGGAGAGAUCACUGAAGUCAUGACUAAGUGGCCACAGAGAUACACAGAGGAAGUCCCUUCCAAUCACUUCACUCUCAACGAUGCCCAGGACUGCUUAGAGGCAGCAUGCUGGCUGGAGGAAAACCUUGUCAGCUCCGAAGGGAACGUCAUUGUCUAUGGGAAUACAACUGACAUUUACACCACGGUAGAAACCCUCUUGUCCCUCGGGAUUGAGGGUUCCCGCAUCCAUCUUGUGCAGGCUCCGCUCAGCUCUGCCGGUCCCUGCCUCAGUGACGCUGCCCUGGAGCGUGUGGUGGGGGAGGCCCUGGCAGAGGCGGGUGUGGCCGUGCACCCGGCCAGUGUCCUGGCACAGUGGGGCCAGGAUGACCAGGGCCUCAUUACCUGGGCUGCCUUCACCACUGCCACAGAAGACCUCCGACUGCAGUGCUCAGCAUUUUUUAGCUUUGCCUACAGAAGAGUGGAUUAUGAAACCUUUAAGGCCAUCAAUGAUUCUUGCCUUGUUUUUGAUGGAAGGCUUGUGAUUGAUGCCAAAUUCCACACCAAUGAUGUCAACAUCAGGGCUGCAGGUCCUCUGACAAAGUUCUCCAGGAGAUACUAUAGAGAUGAAUUGACACACAGCAACUUCAACUCCAAGGAGGUUGGCUUUGAGCUUGCUGCAUCCAUGCUGAGUCUUUUUGAUCCAACCUGUCAGCCCAGUUCUGAGACACCAGAAGGCUCAGACAGACUCAUCCCCAUGUACAAAAUGUGUAAGGUUCAAGGAGGUGUUUUUCCUGGAGGUUAUAACUACUUGCACAUUUCCAAGCCAGCAAUCCCCAUAGCCUUGGAUGAAAAACUUGCCCCAUGUGAUUUUGGGAUGGAGAUUGUAACUGGAGAGGCAGGACAUGGGAAUUACUUCAGGAUGCACUUUGACAGAUACAGUAUGGUGGAUAGCAUCACCUGUUUUUCCAAGGAACCCUUCCCUGUCUCCAACUACAUCUGCUUGUACAGACAGCAUGAGCGCCUGCUUAAUGACCUGUAUUAUCGCUGGAAGGAAGGGCAGUUCACUGACCUCUACAGCUACUUCAGGGAACCUUGGUCCAUGGCCAUCUUUCACGAUCGGUUUAUUGAUCUGCAGAAGGAACUGCGCCAAACCCUGUUGUCGGAACAGGUGCCCGGGCAGCCCUCUGCCGCCGAGCAGCGCCCUGAGCAGAAAACCAGCCCGCCGUCGCUUCUGGAGUCUGUCCUGCGCUACCUGAGCCACCACCGCGCCCACCUGCCCAUGUACGCCCCGAACGACAUCUACAGACCGACUGCAGCAGGCAGGAAGGGACCGAAGCCGGGCGGAGCCGGGCACAGCGGCGGCAGCGGGAGCCCUACACCGGCACAGGGACCCUCGUAGGAAUGCAUCCUCCCAACACGGUAAUURGGACAUUAUUUUCAGCAGCCUGGUCCAGUUGAACCACCUGUUCCUCUUAAAAAAGAAUCACUCUUUUUAAGCUUCAAUAAAGCAC